AUGCGUUUCUCACUUGCCUUGCUCGGGGCCAUCGCCCCGGGUGCCCUCGCCCAGGGGGUCCGCUUCACCAACACCAGCACGCCCGCCAUCACCACGACCGAGGCGACGUCAUCCAAUCCCACCUCGACUGACGCUCCGGUCUCUGAGCCUGUCGACCUUGGCUCUGCUUCCCUUGGACCCGGUGCCUCCUUUGUCACGGGACCUAACGGCGGAGUGGCCAUUCAACUUUCUGCUCCUGCCAACGGCUUUGCCUCUUUCGGUGUUUCCGGUGCUGUUCCUUUCGGAAUCAACAUCGGAGAUCUCAUCAGGAUUCUCUUCGACAUCCUCGUCUUGCUCCUCGAGUCGCUCAGCAAGCGUGAUGAUGCCACCGACUGCUCCCUUGAUGUCCGCGUGAACGGCGCGUCCCUUUACAAUGAGGUUCUGCUGUACAAUGGUGGCAACUACCAGUCCCUUCAGAGUGGCGACACCGCCGCUGGUGCUGAUGCUCCUGAGCUCGAGUUCAUUCAGACCUGCGGUGCCAACCCCGUUGCCAUGGUUGUUGCCAACGUCGCUGUCGGUGCCAACGGCGCUUCCAACACUGGCAACCCCCCUGUCAACCCCACCGAGACUGACGACACUCCUACCGGUACUGAAACUGACGGGUCUUCUCCCACUGGCACCGAGACUGAUGACACUGGUGCUCCCACUGGUACUGAGACUGACGAUACCGGGGCCCCUACCGGCACCGAGACCGACGACACUGGUGCCCCUACCGGAACUGAGACUGACGACACCGGUGCUCCCACUGGUACCGAGACCGAUGGCUCCGAGCCCACCGGUACCGAGACUGACGGUUCUGAGCCCACCGGAACUGAGACUGACGGCUCUGAGCCCACCGGCACCGAGACCGAUGGCUCUGCUACUGGUACUGAGACUGAUGGCUCUGAGCCCACUGGCACUGAGACUGAUGGUUCUGAGCCCACUGGCACUGAGACUGAUGGUUCUGCUACUGGUACUGAGACUGACGGUGCUGCCACCGGUACCGAGACUGACGGCUCCGCUACUGGCACCGAGACUGACGGCUCUGGUACUGCUACUGGUACCGAGACUGAUGCUACCACCACCGCCAGCUCCGUCCCCGGCUUCCCUCCCACCAGCAACGGCUUCGUCUUCUUCGGUUGCACUGGCUCUUCCUCCGGCUUCCCCACCUUCGAGCUUGCUCUUUCCAGCCCCCAAAUGGAUAUCGAUCUGUGCAGCUCUACCUGCCAAGGCAGCGACUACUUUGGUGUUUACGACACUGACUGCUACUGCGGUGAUGAAGUUGAUGGAGACAGCACCAGCAUCGUUCCCCCUGAGCAGUGUGACAUUGAGUGCCCUGGCGACGACUCUCAGAACUGCGGUGGUGACGCUCCCGCUGCUCGCCGCAGCCGCAUCCAGGCCCGCCAGAACGUCCCCAACAGCAUCCGCCUGACCGUCUACAUCUCUGCUGAGUUCAGCGGCCCCGGCACCAGCAUCUUCGUCACCGAUGUCAUCACCGCCACUGUCACUGACCAGCUGACCCUGACCACCACCUUUGUCACCACCCUCACCGGUCCUGCCACUACCCAGACUGCUACCGUCACCGCCAUCUAUGAGUGCUUCAACGGCCGCUGCUUCCCUCAGGAUGGCGGCUUCAACCUUCCCGGAGGCUCUGGUGGCCGUAUCGUCUACAUUUUCAAGCCCUACCCCGGUGAGGACUGCGACGGCCAGACUGUCUACAUCCCCGAGUCCUGCAACUGCAAGGGUGGCAGCCACUACGUCCCCAUCAUCUGCCACAGCGACGUCUGCCACGGAAAGACCGUCUACAAGCCCGAGCAGACCAAGCACAUUGGUGGCGGCGACAUUGUCUUCACUCCCGUUGACUGCCACGUUUGCAAGGAUGGCAACGUCAUCUACAAGCCCUGGGAGGAUGACUACGAUAUCAUUGGUGCCCCUGGCUGCACUGGUUCCAGCUGCCCUCCUACCUGGAAGCCCGGUCACGGCGGCUCUGCUCCCGGCGGCGGCUCUUCUGCUCCUGGUGGCGGCUCUGCUCCUGGUGGUGGUUCUUCUGCCCCUGGCGGCGGUUCGUCUGCUCCUGGUGGCGGCUCCUCUGCUCCCGGCGGUGGCUCCUCGGCUCCUGGUGGCGGCUCUGCUCCCGGCGGUGGUUCUUCUGCUCCUGGAGGCGGCUCUGCUCCUGGUGGUGGUUCCUCUGCUCCCGGUGGUGGCUCUUCUGCUCCUGGUGGUGGCUCUUCUGCUCCUGGAGGCGGUUCUUCCGCUCCUGGUGGCGGUUCUUCCGCUCCUGGUGGUGGCUCCUCUGCUCCCGGCGGCGGUUCUUCUGCUCCCGGUGGAGGUGACUCUGCUGCCCCCGGUGGUGGCUCUGCUGCUCCUGGAGGUGGUGAGGCUACUGGCACCAAGGGCUCUGGUGGUGACUCUGCCGCCCCUGGUGGUGGUUCCGCUGCUCCUGGCGGUGGUGACUCUGCCGCUCCCGGAGGUGGUGAGGCUGGCGGCGAGGCCGACAGCACCAAGCCUGUUACCGUCUCCGGUGCCGGCAAACAGGCUGUCAGCAUCAUUGCCGUCCUCGCCAGCAUUUUCGCUGCUGCCCUUUAA
Molecule: messenger RNA, 2604 nt
Organism: Fusarium keratoplasticum
Lineage: Eukaryota; Fungi; Ascomycota; Sordariomycetes; Hypocreales; Nectriaceae
Product: WSC domain-containing protein
Exons: 3
Coding region: 1-2604 (867 amino acids)
Source: RefSeq, a predicted model, not a curated record